AUGCCAAUAUUGAAUGGUAAUUUAAAAUCGAAUGGAAGAGUUGUACCAUUGAAUAAUGGUCCAGUCAAACUAUCUGGUAAAGAAGAAAUCGAUGAUACGAAUAUUAAAAUACCAAAUAAUUCAAUCGAAUCAACACAAAAAGUUGACAAGACAAGCUUAGAAAAUGGAUUACCUAAAACAGAUGAAAAUGAAAAGGAAUCGGAGGUGAAGAAAAAACCUGAAGUACCAAAAUUAAAACCAUAUGAAAUUUAUAAAUAUUCUGAUAAAUGGGAUAUUUUAUUUAUGAUAUUAGGAACUAUUACAGCUUUCGCAUCUGGUGUAGCAAUGCCUAUCAUGAUGUGGUUAUUUCAAAGUGUUGCAAAUUCUUUAGUUAAUAUAGGAAAAGGCAAUGCUACAACGACAAGUGAUUGUUAUAGUAGUUCAGGUUCUAAUGCUGAUCCAAUAUCAGCCAUUGAAGAUAUUAUUAAAUGGUAUGCAACAUUAGGUGUAUCAAGUAUUGUUGUUCAUUGGAUGGCUUAUGGUUUUUGGAUGAGUUCAACUGAACGACAAAUACGUCGAAUUCGUUAUGAACUUUUUGAAAGUAUUUUGAGUCAAGAAAUCGGUUGGUUUGAUUGUUUAAAUGCUGGUGAAUUAUCUAGCCGUCUUAUUGAAGAUCUUGAAAAUAUUCGAGAGGGUAUUGGUUUUCGUGUAGCGGAUUUCUUUUGUCUACUCUCUCGAAUCAUUGCUACAUUGAUAUUUUCUUUUUAUACUGGUUGGAAAUUAACACUUGUUUUUCUAUCUAUUUCACCAUUAAUUAUUCUUUCAGUUAAUCUUUUAGUUCGAGUUAUUAUUCGAUAUACUGAAUUAGAAUUACAAGCUUAUAGUACAGCUAAUGCUAUUGCACAAGAAGUUUUAGGUGCAAUAAGAACUGUAACAGCAUUUAGUGGACAAAAUAAAGAAACAGAACGAUAUGAAAAGAAUUUAACCGAAGGUCGACGUGUUGGUAUUCAAAAAGGUAUUAUGUUAGGUGUAACACAAGGUCUUGUAAAUAUUGUUUUAUAUGGUGGUGUUGCAAUAAUAUUUUGGUAUGGACCAUAUUUAAUUCGAAAUGAAUGUCAAAAUUAUUCAGCUGGUCAUUGGAUGGUUAUAUUUAUUUCUUGUUUAACAUCAACAUUUGCAUUAGCUAAUUUAUUUCCAAAUAUACAAGCAUUUGCUGAAGCAUUAGGUUCAGGUGGAUAUGUUUUUGAAAUAAUAAAACGUCAAUCAAAAAUAAAUAUAUUUAAAAAUGAUGGAGAAAUUCCAAUGAAUUUUAUUGGUGAUAUUGAAUUUAAAAAUGUUCAUUUUAAAUAUCCAUCACGACAAGAAGCACCUAUUCUUAAUGGUUUAAAUGUAAAAAUUCCAUCUGGAAAAACAGUUGCACUUUGUGGUCCAUCGGGUUGUGGUAAAAGUACAACAAUUCAAUUAAUACAACGAUUUUAUGAUCCAGAUAAUGGACAAGUUAUAUUAGAUGGUCGUGAUAUACGUUCAAUUAAUUUAAAAUGGCUUCGAUCAAAUAUUGGUAUUGUUUCUCAAGAACCUGUUCUUUUUUUUGGUACUAUUGAAGAUAAUAUACGUUAUGGAAAACUUGAUGCAACUGAUGAAGAAGUUAUUGCUGCUGCUAAAAUGGCUAAUGCACAUGAUUUUAUUAUGCAAUUACCACACAAUUAUAAAACAUCAUCUGGAGAUAAAUUAAGUGGUGGUCAAAAACAACGAGUUGCUAUUGCUCGAGCUUUAAUUUCCAAUCCAAAAAUUUUAUUACUUGAUGAAGCAACAUCUGCUUUAGAUAAUCAAGGUGAAAAACUUGUUCAAGAAGCAUUAGAUAAAGCUAAAGAAGGUCGAACAACUAUAGUUAUAGCACAUCGUUUAAGUACAAUAAAAAAUGCUGAUAUUAUUAUUGGAUUAGAACAUGGACAAGUUGUUGAAUAUGGUACACAUAAUGAUUUAAUGCAAUGUAAAGGACUUUAUUAUGAAUUGGUUACUGCUCAAAGUGAAAAAGAAAAAGAAAAAGAAGUUGAUAGUGAUAAAGAAAAUGAAAUGGAAGAAGCAUUAGCUCAACAAGCUCUUGAAUCAACAAAACAUAGAAUACGUCGACAAUCUCGUCGUAUGUCAAUUAUGUUAAGACGUACAUCGGUUGUUUCAGUUAAAUCAGUAGCAUCAGAACUUAAUAGUGAAACAGGAUAUGAUUUAGGAUUAAUUGAAGAAGUAGAAGAAAAACCUCUUAUUAGUAUGCCAUUUAUAUUCAAAAUUUUACGAUUAAAUUCUCCUGAAUGGUUUUAUCUUGUACUUGGUGCAAUUAGUUCACUUGCUUUUGGUGGUGUUAUGCCGGCAUUUUCUUUAGUUUUUUCUGAAGUAUUUGGUGCUUUAGCAGAAACAGAUUUAAAUAAACAAGAAGCUGAAAUACGUACUCUAACAUAUGUAAUGUUUUUAGUUGGUCUUGCUGGUGCAAUAAGUCAAAUAAUAUCAUCAGUUACUUUAGCUAAAGCUGGAGAAGAAUUAACAAUGCGUAUGAGAAUACUUUCUUUUAAAACUAUUCUACGACAAGAAAUUGGAUGGUUUGAUAUGGAUGAAAAUAAUUUAGGUGCAUUAGUAACACGACUUUCAUCUGAUGCAGCGUCACUAAAAGGAUUUACUGGUCCUACGUUUGGUGCUAUUCUUACUGCCAUAGGUGCAUUAAUUACUGGUCUUGUUAUUAGUUUUGAAGCUGGAUGGAAACUUACAUUAGUUAUUCUGUGUUUUACUCCAUUAAUGGUUUUUACAGGUCUUAUUCAAGGUCAACAAUUUUCUAAAGCAGCUGGAAAUAAGAACGAAGCAACAUCGGAUGCUGAAGAUGGAGGGAAAUAUGCAACACAAGCUAUUGAAAAUAUUCGUACAGUUGUAUCACUUCAUCGAGAAGAAAAUUUUAUUCAAUUAUAUGAAGAAGCAUUUGAUCGUGAUUUUCGAAGUCGUAUGUUUUAUCUUCAUUAUGUAGCUUUUGCUAAUGCUCUUGCUAAUUCAUUGAUGUUUUUUAUUCAUGCAGCAGCAUUUGGUUAUGGUGUCAAACUUAUUCAAAGUAAAGAAAUGUCCUUCUAUAAUGUCUUUCGAGUCUUCAGUGUUGUAACUUUUGCCGCAAUGUCUAUUGGACGUAGUGCAUCUAUGGCACCAAGUUAUGCUAAAGGAAAAGCUAGUGCUAAACGUAUUCUUGAAUUAAAUAAACGUGAAUCAAAAAUUGAUCCUGAAGAUUCAUCUGGCAUUACACUUUCUGAUGUAAAUGGAAAUAUUGAAUUUCGAGAUGUUCGAUUUCGUUAUCCAGCUCGACCAAAACUUCGUAUAUUACGUCAUUUAAAUUUAACUUGUAAUUCAGGUGCAACAACAGCACUUGUUGGUCCAUCAGGUAGUGGAAAAUCGACAACUGUUGCAUUGAUACAACGUUUUUAUGAUCCACUUGCUGGUACUGUUCUUCUUGAUGGAUAUGAUAUAAAAACAUUAAAUAUUCAAUGGUUACGAUCAUUACUUGGUCUUGUACAACAAGAACCUGUCCUUUUUAAUCUUUCAAUUCGUGAUAAUAUUGCUUAUGGUGAUAAUACUCGACAAGUAACACAAGAUGAAAUUGAAGCAGCAGCAAGAAAAGCAAAUAUUCAUGAUGUCAUUACAUCAUUACCUGAGGGAUAUGAAACUUCAUGUGGUGCUAAAGGUGGUCAAUUAUCUGGUGGACAAAAACAACGAAUUGCUAUUGCACGAGCUUUGGUUCGAAAUCCAAAAAUUCUUCUUCUCGAUGAAGCAACAUCAGCAUUAGAUAAUAAAAGUGAAAAAAUUGUUCAAGAAGCAUUAGAUCAAGCACGAACAGGUCGAACAUGUUUAACUAUAGCUCAUCGUUUAUCAACAAUUCGAAAUUCUGAUAAAAUUUGUGUUGUUGAUCGUGGUCAAAUUAAAGAAAGUGGUCGUCAUGAACAAUUAAUUUCACAACAAGGCAUCUAUUAUAAAUUAAAUAUGGCUCAAGAACGUCCAGAAAAUUUAAAAGACAAUUAA
Molecule: messenger RNA, 4023 nt
Organism: Rotaria sp. Silwood1
Lineage: Eukaryota; Metazoa; Rotifera; Eurotatoria; Philodinida; Philodinidae
Source: the annotation of a GenBank genome assembly